Molecule: messenger RNA, 489 nt
Organism: Pistacia vera
Lineage: Eukaryota; Viridiplantae; Streptophyta; Magnoliopsida; Sapindales; Anacardiaceae
Product: auxin-responsive protein SAUR22-like
Exons: 1
Coding region: 1-489 (162 amino acids)
Biological process (GO): response to auxin
Source: RefSeq, a predicted model, not a curated record
AUGGCAAUUACCAAAGUCACCACAAUCUCGCAAAUCAUUCAUUUGAAACAACUCAUCAAAAGCUGGAAGACCAUCACCCUCUCCGACUCGGCGAUGUCAUCGGCCGCGGCGUCUGGUUCUUCCCAUCACAUUCCUUCUGGUUUUCUCACGGUUUAUGUUGGUGAGGUACGCAUGAGGUUCUUGAUCCCCACAAGGUUCUUGAACCUUCCUAUUUUUGUGUAUCUUCUUAAUAUAGCUGAAGAGGAAUAUGGGUUCAAGUUCAGUGGGGGCAUUGUGUUGCCUUGUGAAGUUGACUUCUUUAAACAAGUGUUGAAGUUUCUUGAAAAGAAUGAGAAGAAAUAUGGAAGCUUAGAGGUGCAUGAGUUUUUGAAGUUGAUUCAAGAGGUGGGUUUUGAUUCAUCUUCAUCUUCAUCUUCAUCUUCAUGUAAGGAAAGUAAAUGGUCUUGCUCUAGGUUUACGCCUUUAAUGCAUAGUAAAGCUAGGAUUUGA